Molecule: messenger RNA, 2693 nt
Organism: Malaclemys terrapin pileata
Lineage: Eukaryota; Metazoa; Chordata; Testudines; Emydidae
Product: heparan sulfate glucosamine 3-O-sulfotransferase 1-like
Exons: 2
Coding region: 588-1517 (309 amino acids)
Molecular function (GO): [heparan sulfate]-glucosamine 3-sulfotransferase activity
Source: RefSeq, a predicted model, not a curated record
CGGGCGGGGCAGCGCCCGGAGCCCAGUCCGGCGGUGGCCCCGGAGCGGGAGCGGUACCUCCCAAGGCAGGGUAAGCAGGAGCCGGGCUCGCUCCGACAGCGGGUGUCUAGUCACCUACCCAGACUCCUCCCCUCUCUCGGAGCCAGGGCCGCGCUCCCCGCUGAGCGGCCCCCCUCCGCAAUGUGCCCGGCCGGCCGAGGAGCCAUGAGUCCCUCCAGCAACUCCGGAGUGACCGUGCGAGCCGCCUGCCCUCCCCUCGCGCCGCGUCUCCUGCUCUGGUCACCCGCGCUGAUUAAUUAAUCAUGAUGGGGCUGCUGCUGUUCCUGCAUUUAUCUGGAGCGGACGGGGCCACCGGCUCCAGCCGCAGCACUGUGGGGUGAAGCGACUGCGCGCCUGCCCCCCGCUCCCUCCAGCAUCUGCUCCAGCUCCCAGCCCGGCAUACCCUGACGCCGAGGAAGCGUCGCUCUCUAUGGCUCCGGAGGAGAUGCUUCAGAAAGUUGUUUGCUCGCCCCCAGUUCUGUCAACCAGCUCCUCAAGAGGGGAAUCGCCUAUUAUUGAACUAAUUUUUUGAACUAAUUAUUCUCCACAUGGCCUUCCUCCUGGUGUCAGCUUAUCUUUUGCUGACUCACACUCAGGGUGCUCCUGUUGAGAAUGGGGCACUGCUGGAGACGCUGAAGUCGCAAGUAGGAUUUUUCAGUAAUAAAAGUGAACACUAUUCUGCACAGGUGAGACCUCCUGGCACAAACCGACGAAUACCUCAGACGAUCAUUAUAGGAGUUCGCAAAGGAGGGACCAGGGCCUUAUUGGAAAUGUUGGAUAUUCAUCCUAAUAUUGUGGUAGCAACUACAGAAGUCCACUUCUUUGACUGGGAUGAAAAUUAUGUUAAAGGAAUAGACUGGUAUAGGCGUCUGAUGCCAUUUUCUUAUGAAAAUCAAAUUACUAUUGAGAAAACACCAGGCUAUUUUACCUCACCACAGGCUCCAGAAAGAAUUCAUGACAUGAAUAGCUCUAUUAAACUGCUGCUCAUUCUAAGAGACCCCACUGAGAGAGUAAUAUCUGAUUAUACCCAAGUAUAUUACAACAGACUAGAAAGUCACAAGCGUGUUCAGCCCUUUGAAGAAAUUGUUAUUAAAAAUGGUGCACUUAAUACCAAAUACAAAGCUAUUCAGAGGAGUCUCUAUGAUAUCCAUAUGGAAAAGUGGCUUAAGCAUUUCAACUUAGAUCAGAUUCACAUAGUGGAUGGCAAUACUUUAAUCAAGGACCCUCUUCCUGAGUUACAAAAAGUGGAAACAUUUCUUAAUCUUCCUUCCAGAAUUAUGUCUUCAAAUUUUUAUUUUAACCAAACCAAGGGGUUCUAUUGCAUUAGAAGUGAUGGAAGAGAGAGAUGUUUACAUGAAUCCAAAGGGCGCCCCCACCCUGUUGUCAACAACACUGUUUUAGAGCAACUUUACUCCUACUUCAGAGAGCACAAUGCAAAAUUUUACAGAAUGGUUAAUCAUUCGUUUGACUGGCAUUAAUACAUUUGGAAUAAAUGUUUCUUAAAAUGUCCUGAAAUAAACUAUUUUCAAAAUUACCUUUGUAAGCUCUCUGGGGUAGUUCAGACUGAAAACUUCAGAAGUUGUUAUACUGAAAACAUAGCCUUCAUUGGAGAUAGUUGUCCAUUAGCAGCACCCUUUAAACAUGGGAGAAAUAAGUUUGAUAUAUUUGUGUAUAACUACUGUGGGCCAGAAUUUGAUCUCAGUUUCACUGCUGCAAAUCCAUUAAUUUCAGUGGAGUAACUUCAGAUUUACACCUGUAUGACUGAGAUCAGAGUUGAGGCUCUUUGGAAAAAUGAGACUGCUUUAAGCAGUGUACAAAAUGUAGAUAGUUGAAAUGGUAUCAUUCUAACUGUUCUGUAAUUUUUGUUGGUAGUAUUUUUUAUAUCAUGUGCCAUGAUAAUGACAUUGAUUUCUAGAACUUUCAUACAGUAGAAUAAUGACAUAUGUUAAUACAGGGGACUCCAAAAGUGCUUCCUUUAAACAAUUUAAAAUCUGUGAAAGUAGCUAUUAUUGUAAAGUACUUCCUACUUAAAUAACUAACAUAUAAUAAAGGGGUUCCAGUCCAACUAUGGUUUUGAAUACCUACCAGCUUGCUCUAUGUUGAAGCUCCUUCUAUAUAGAACGUUAGUAUUAAACAACACACUUAUUGGUGCAAAAUCUUCAAACUGGUGGAGAAAAUUAACUAUUUGGAGAAACUUAAAAUUUUGGGGCUCAGGAUGCAAACAGACAAGGAUCCAAAACACCCUUGGUUUACAUAGCAAUAUUGAUCUGUUUAAUAAAAAGUAAAUCUGUAAACAAAGUCAUUAGAUAUCAGCAAUUGUACAAAUGUUUAUUUAAUUACAUAAGUUGUCACUUUCCUCUGGAAUGGAAAAUAAUUUUUCAUCAAUACUACCUUAUUGUUUGUAUUUCUGUGACUAAUUGUUCUAUUGCUCUCUUAGAUUUAGUUUACGUAUCUAAUUUGACACAUUGUUUACUGAAAAAAUAUUACUUGCCUGCUCUCCAAAGCAUGGAAUAACUUUUUUUUGUAAUUUCUAUUUGCAAAUCAUGAGAUGUACUCAGAGUUGAAAGUAAUUUCAUGUAACAUGUAUAUAAUAUGUAUAUCAGUCACAAGUUAUCAGAUUCAAGCUAUCAAAUAUGAUUUACUCAGAUUUUCUA